Messenger RNA from Drosophila yakuba, 742 nucleotides. RefSeq lists its product as uncharacterized. Bases 101 to 583 code for a protein of 160 amino acids. The transcript has 3 exons. NCBI's taxonomy places the organism in Eukaryota, Metazoa, Arthropoda, Insecta, Diptera, Drosophilidae. Gene Ontology annotation, molecular function: proton-transporting ATPase activity, rotational mechanism. The record is from RefSeq and is a predicted model, not a curated record. Gene Ontology annotation, cellular component: membrane. Gene Ontology annotation, biological process: monoatomic ion transmembrane transport.
AUAAGCCCUUCAUAUUCGGUCAAAUUUUGAAAAUUUUCCAUUUUUUUUUUUUUUAAACAGAGCAGGGGGAGCAGAGACUCAAAACAAAAAGUACAUCAAAAUGGAGGGCAGUCGAAAGUCCGGUAAGAAGAACAUCACGGAAAAGCAGGAAGCGAAAAUGCUGGCCGAGGAAGGUGGAAAAUCGGCUAGCGAUAGCGAUUUGAGCGAUACCGAUUUUACAUUGGUUAAAUUUAUAGACGAUCCGAAUAUCCUGCGAAUUGCUGUCAUGGCUUCUCCUGAGGUAACAUUGGGUUUUCUGCUCGCUGGCGUUGGCUAUCAGAAGGAUCGAUUUCGCAACUAUAUGAUGGUGGAAAGCGAAACGCAACAGGAGGAUGUGGAGCAGUUCUUUCUCACGGUUUACAGGAGAUCCAAUAUCGGCAUUGUCAUCCUCGAUUACGAUACGGUGAAAAGGCUGCGCAAUGUGAUGCAACGAUGUAAUCAACUGCUGCCAGUCCUGGUCACAGUGCCCAACAAAUCCUCACUGACCACCUAUCUGGACAAAAAGGAACGCAAUCGUCGACUUCGCCAGCGGGAUGCCUAUUAGGAUUUCGAUUUCGAUUUCGAUUUGGAGGUGUUUUUUCCUUUUCACCGCCCCCUGUUUCUGUGACAAAUUCGAAGCGAUAGGUUUAAAAACUUUCCAUUUAUACAUUUGCAUUGUUAUAGUGCUUAAAUACCAAACGAAUUUCACAUGAUCCAUUUAAAA